AUAUUGCAUGUUUAAGCUAACUUUCAUUCAACAAAGUGCAUCACAUAUAGAGGCAUUAUUACAUAUUACCCAUGAUAAUAACAUCAUCAAAUACUCUUCAAACAACCUAAGUCUAACAUGACAUUGACAAACAACAAACCAAACAUGGCUAGAAAUCAUAUGAUCUUGACAUUCCUUGUAUUGUUUUUGCUGAUUUCAUCUCUCUCUGAUGCCACAAACAGUACCUCAUCAGACAUCCUCCAAGCCAUUCAGGAGAUGAGAACAGCCAACUAUUUCACCUUUGUAAUGCUGAUUAACAUGGCCCCUGCAGACCUUAUUCAAGGAAACAUCACUUUCUUGAUGCCAAGAGACAGGACACUUUCCCAAACAUCAAUCCAAGAAAACGACGUCGCAGAUUUCUUGCUCAGGCAUUCCAUACCAUCACCAUUGCUUUUCGGCCACCUCGAACACUUCCCAACAGGCUCCAUGAUACCAACUUCAAAACCUGAUCUUUUCCUCAGAGUCACCAAUUCUGGAAACAUGCGUUUCUUUCUCAACAAUGCUAGGGUUGUCAGUCCAAAUAUCUGUACCCAAAGUGCUUCCAUCAGAUGCCAUGGCAUUGAUCAAGUCCUGGAAGCCACCACUUUGGCAUCUGAUAACAAUGCCAGUCUUGCUGUGCCUCCACCCUGUGAUCGUAACAUUACGAGUCCUCCUCCUUUUGGGCUGGAUGCAUCACCUCCUGUAAUGUCACCACCAUCAGCAGCACAACCAGCAAGUAUCAACAUUAAUCCGGUCACGUCAUCGGCUUCACCACUGAAAUCUGCUGCUCAUCAAUCUGCAGGUUCUUUAAGUCAAACUGGAAUAACUAUGCUUAUUUGGUUGCUGAUGGCCGUGAAGUUGUCUCUUUGAUGAAUCAAAGCAAGAGAACAAGCUUGUAUAUGGAGGCCAAAAUGGAUAUAGUGAUAUAAUAUACUGAAUUUAUAUUGUC
Molecule: messenger RNA, 967 nt
Organism: Capsicum annuum
Lineage: Eukaryota; Viridiplantae; Streptophyta; Magnoliopsida; Solanales; Solanaceae
Product: FAS1 domain-containing protein SELMODRAFT_448915-like
Exons: 1
Coding region: 118-888 (256 amino acids)
Source: RefSeq, a predicted model, not a curated record